GUGUCUGUGCAGUUUUGUAUUUUUAGAUAAAAAGUUGGUGGAAGCAGAGCAGAAAGGGCAGGAACAGAUUUCAUAUUGUUACAGAAAAGGAGCAUGAUGAAAUUUCUAAGGUGUGGAGGGAAGACAGGUAUGAAUAAUGAUGACGUGGAAAAUAGCUACAAAGUAGAAGAACAACCUUCAAGGAAUGUGAUAGAAAGCUCAGAAGAACGACGCAGUGAUGAAGCUAAAGCACAUGGUUGGUGGUUGUUGCCAAAGAAAACAUACGAUUUGAUAAAAGAGAACAAGCCUGAAUCCGAUUGGAGCGAAAUAGACGACGACACUGUAAAGCAAGAGAGGCCCAGAAGAAACACGGUGCUGCAUAUAGCAGCUCUCUACGGAAAUGAUAAGUGUGUGGAGAAAAUAGUUGAAAUUGGUCCAGAGCUUUUGAAAGCAAGAAAUAGUAAUGAGGAUACACCACUGCAUGUUGCUGCAAGAGCUGGCAAGAUCUCUACUCUUGAGAUUUUGUUGGUUGCACUUCUCCGUGAUUUAGAUCCAAAUUCGGAAGAAGCCAAAGCGACAAUCCUUGUAGCCAACUUCCAAGGAAAUACUUUCUUUCAUGAGGCUUUAUUGAAUGGUCACAAAAAUGUUAUUAACAUUCUAGAUUCUUCACCAGGCUUCAAGCAAUUGGCUGAGGAUACUGCGUUUACUCGUAGAAACCGUAGUGGCAAAUCAGUUUUGCACUUAGCAAUCGAGAAAGGCUACCGAGACAUUGUUGAUGAUUUAUUGACCAGAGUAAUUCCUCGUUACCAAGCCACCACUGAACAUGAAAGAUACUUCCCUUGCCGCAUGCGUAACAAAGGAGAACUUAUGUCAGCGACUCUGGAUAUGCAAAUGGCAAAAGAAAACUUGUGGACGAUCUUACAAAGUCAACGAGACCCGUCACCACCCAUUGAGGCAAUCUUAAAAGAUAUUCUAGAAAAAAUAGUAAACAAAAAGAAAGAAUGGAUUCAUGGUAAGGAUCACAAAAAAAGAAAUGCUGUUCACCAUGCGGCUUCUAUAGGUUACCUAGAUGGUGUUCAAUUCUUACUUGAAAGUUGUGAUACAUGUCAUAUGGAAAGAGACAAAGAUGGUUUUUUUCCUCUUCAUUUGGCCUCUGCAUAUGGGCAUACUGAAGUGGUAAAGAAAUUGCUAGAACUUUGUCCAAAUCCCAGAGAAAUAGUUGAUGAGAAAGGUCGAAAUAUCAUUCACAUUGCAGCUAUAAAGGGUCAAUUUAAUGUGAUAAGGUACAUCUUGCAAGAUGCAAAAGAUGAAGUUAAAGAUAUGAUAAAUGACAAGGAUUAUGAUGGAAACACUCCCUUGCAUUGGGCUGCCUCAUAUUGUCAUCCAAAAGUUGUGCAAGCCUUGACAUGGGACACAAGGAUUGAUCUCCAUUGCCUUAACAACAACCACCAAACAGCUCUCGAUGCUUUUAAGAAAUUUAAACAAGAAGAUAAUCCGACCUUCCCACAGCGGUUAACAUGGUGUCAACUAAAAUCUGCUGGCGUACAAAAUGCUAAAAGAUGGUUACAGAAUAUCGAGAUCCCUUCCCCCUACAAGCCAAAACCCAAAAGCACAGAAUUUUAUAAAGACAGAAUCAACACUCUUAUGGUGGUUUCAACCCUUAUUACUACAGUAGCAUUUGCCGCAGGUUUUACUUUGCCUGGUGGAACUAAUAGUUCUACUCCAAGACAAGGCAUGGCUAUUAUGUUACAUCACGUGUGGUUUAAAUCAUUUAUUUUCUGCAUCACAGUAUCCAUGUACGGUGGUAUUAGUGUCAUUAUUAUACUCAUUUGGGCUCAAUUAGGAGAUAUAACUUUGGCUAUUUUUGCACUUGAGGUGGCAGCACCCGUUUUAGGAGUCACUCUUGCAACCUUAUCAGUGGCAUUCUUGGCUGGUGUCCACCUUGCUAUAAGCAAUCUCAGUUGGUUGGCCACUACUAUUAUGAUUUUGAGUGUGAUCUUCAUUCUUUUACUUUUGUUGCUGUACAUUCUUCUCUGUUUGCCCUCAGCAUCAAGCAACCGAAUAAUGCGAUGGAUUUCUUAUUUCCCUUUCAAGAUUCUCACAUGGUUAUUUGAGAAAAGUUCAACUGAAGGCAUAGUUACAUUACAUGAUAUUGAUACUGAUAUUAAAGAACUGGAGGAACAUGAAUAUGGAGGAAAGCAAACAGAAGAAACAGAAGAACUUGAAUAUGGAGGAAAGCAAACAGAAGAAACUGAAGAAACAGAAGAAGUUGAUGAAGGGGAGAAUGAGAAGGAUGAUAAUGAUUGUUAAAGUUAUACUGCGGUUGCAGCAGCAGUUACAACAAUUUACUUCUUCAAUUAAUUUCUGUUUUAUUUUUAAAAAAAGAUGUUUGACUGUUUCAAAUAUCUUAGUCAGUUUCAGAUUUUGUAGUAAGUUGUUAAACAUGGAAUUGUGUCCCAUGUAUUCCUACUUUUAUGCUUUGUGCAGUUUGAAUCUUUGCUGUAUUUAAAGUGUUUAUCAAUUCAAUAAAAGUUGUAGCUUUUAUUCAGAAAAUCUCCAACAAAUUGGUAUCAGAACUCUCUUCUUGAGGGACCUGUGGGAAAUCAUUUUUAAUCUCUAUGGCUUCAGAAACCCCAUACACGGCACUGGCACCACCCGUUUUUUACGGUAAAGGCUAUCAUGUCUGGGCAGCAAGGAUGGAGGCUCAUCUUGAGGCAAAUGAUCUUUGGGAAGCUGUGGAAGAGGAGUAUGAAGUUCUUCCAUUACCUACAAACCCAACAGUGGCACAGAUAAAAACUCACAAGGAGAGAAAAUCAAGAAAAUCAAAGGCACGAGCUUCAUUAUUUGUUGCCGUCUCUCCUGAAAUCUUUCUCAGAAUUAUGACGAUAAAAUCAGCUUUUGAAGUCUGGAAUUUCUUAAAAAAGGAGUAUGAAGGCGAUGAAAGGAUUAAAGGAAUGAAAAUUCUAAAUCUUAUUAGAGAGUUUGAAUUCCAGAAGAUGGAUGAAUCUGAAACAGUGAAGGAGUACUUUGAUAAAUUACUCAAAAUCGCAAACAAAGUAAGAUUACUUGGUUCUGAAUUUUCUGAUUCCAGAUUAGUACAAAAAAUUCUUGUGACUAUUCCUGAAAGGUUUGAAGCUACCAUUACUUCCCUGGAAAACUCCAGAAAUCUGUCAAAUAUUACUUUGGCAGAAUUGUUGAAUGCGUUGCAGGCACAAGAACAAA
Molecule: messenger RNA, 3201 nt
Organism: Vigna angularis (adzuki bean)
Lineage: Eukaryota; Viridiplantae; Streptophyta; Magnoliopsida; Fabales; Fabaceae
Product: protein ACCELERATED CELL DEATH 6
Exons: 6
Coding region: 94-2289 (731 amino acids)
Cellular component (GO): plasma membrane
Molecular function (GO): protein phosphatase 1 binding; protein phosphatase regulator activity
Source: RefSeq, a predicted model, not a curated record